This is a messenger RNA of Larimichthys crocea (large yellow croaker), 3123 nucleotides long. RefSeq names its product SH2 domain-containing protein 4A. The record is from RefSeq and is a predicted model, not a curated record. The transcript has 7 exons. The coding region runs from base 671 to 1474 and encodes 267 amino acids. Gene Ontology annotation, cellular component: cytoplasm. Lineage: Eukaryota; Metazoa; Chordata; Actinopteri; Sciaenidae.
CAGCAGGACUUCCUGGUGGAAGAGAAAAGAAAGAAGUGGGGUAAACAGUGCAGAUGCAGAGAGUGUCAGAUCAAGUUAAAACAGCGAAUACGGAAAAAGACUGAGAAAUACUCCCAUUUCCAGAAAGGAAUGUAAAAGAGAAGGAGAGAGGAGGAAGGAGGAGAGAAAAGGACGAAUACAGUGAUGUCAGCCCAUCCCACUCCUAUUCAGUACAAAUACAGCCGGGCAGGGCUGAGCCUGCAUACCACUGCUGCUGACGACUGACCUGAUCCCACACACACACACACACCAACACCAACACACAAAGACACUCUUACACACUCAUCACCCUCACAAGAGGCGCUGCAGAAACUCAGACCGGGCGCUUGGAGAUGCUACCGGCUGGCAACCGCUGACAACCUUCAGAGCUCAGUUGAUCCUGGACACACAGUGCCUUCACCCCCAGAGGGCCUGACACACUCCUUGGAGCAGCACUCGACAAAGGACGCUACAGUGACCUCCAGCAGCCAGGCCGCACCUGAUCCCACAUCCUCCAAAGAAAAGGGAACCUGACUCUGAAGCAGGAAAAAAGGAGCGAUCAUACCCCUACCGCUGAAACACGACCCACUGGACGGAGAGGCAGAGGGGCCGACGGUCGCCUGUGGCACCUUGGGGAGGUAAAGGAGGCAGGAUGCUGGCUAAAAUCCUCGAGGACAUGUGGGUGGAGCCCGAGGUGCUGGAGGCCCUCAGCGAGGAGCAGAAGAGGAUCCUCUUCUUGAAGAUGAGAGAGGAGCAGGUACGCCGCUGGAGAGUGCGGGAGGAGAGGGAAGAGAGGGAGGCAAAAAACGACAACAGGCCAAAGAAAGUUUUCAAUAAGCACGUGAGCUGGCUGCUCGGCAGAGACGGAGACGUGAGCGUCAGUGUGAUCGGAGAGGUGGACGAGUUCAGGUCCUCCAAACUCCUGCAGAGCCUCAUGAACAACAGAGUGCACAGUGAUAAUAUGAAUGGCAUCCAGACAGCGGACUUGCUGCCAGGAAGAGAGGCCCAGCAGCUCGGCUUUAAAGAAGACAUCCAGCUGUCCCUCACAGAUGUUAACGAUGACCCAGCUUCACCGAGCGGACAGUCGUCCGAGGAGGACAUGGAUUCCUGCAGCGCUGAUGACGACCAGAAGGACCCCGCUGAGGACAGCGACAGUGAAUCAGGCAGCAGCUCGGACAACCACGGCGACUGGGCUCCUCUUUACAGGCCCCAUCUUAGUAGCCAUGGCAACCAGGCGCCGCUGAAAUCCCAGCUGUCAGACACAGAGAGAGCCGGCCCACAGGACAGAGAAAUCGUGUGUUGCGAAGAGAAAAAGAUCCAACACGGAGGCCGCGUGGCGCAGCUCAGGAAGGCUUUCACAGAUGAUCCUCACAGCACACCGCCUACCUACAACAAACCUCCCUUACCUGCCAAACCUGCUCACCUACAGAAAAGAAGCACACCUUUGAUCCACUAGGACUCCGGGGUUGUAUCCACCCCCUGCGAGGAGACAAUACCUGAGCCCAGAGAGGCAAGACUGUCGUGAGAGUGGCCUGGCUGAGGCCACAUAACGCGUGAAGACGAGGAUCCUUACUUGAACCUGAGCGCUGAAUCGAGAUGCACUUUGUUUCGAGGGCCGAUCGGGGCGAUCGGAGAGAGAGAAAGAGUUGAAAGCUUUUCAGCUGAAGUCAACCUGAAUGAUAAAAAAACGCAGAAGCUUUGAUGUUGCUGAGUUCAAAUGCGCUCACAUAGUUUCUGUGAUUGACAGGCAGACACAGAGGGAGAACAUUGACUACAGGUGGGAAAAAAAAAAACUGCAACUCAGUGAGUUUUAUUGAAGUUUAAUCAUUCAGAGAUGCUUUCGUGUUGUUUUUAAAAAAGACGUCCAUGUAACAUGUCACUGUCACUGUUUCACCUGCGUGCAGGGGGGGUUUAUGGGAUAUAUUAAAAAGGACUGAAUUCAUGUCAAACCGAUAAACAAACUGUAUCUAUCUAGAAGUGCCCAGUCGCUCACACCUUCACUGAUGAGCACUGACCGACUCAUCAGGAGCAGCCUGAGGUUUGGUGCGUUCAAGGACACUUCAGCAUGCUGUGAAUUACUGGAUGAGCGGCUCUAUCAUCAGAGCUAUUGUGACCCCCACACAACAUGUGCCUUUUAUAUAAAUAUAUAUAUAUAUGUAUAUAUAUAUAUAUAUAUGUAUCACAGAAGAUUGUGGGAUGGACUUACACGGUUUGAUGACGCCAAGAAGAAACAAUAACCGUGAGGUUAAAUUGCUGACUCAUUUAGAAGCGAGGGUGUCUUAAUUCUUCUGUGGAAACAGCCAAAAAAAAAAAAACCCAACAAAACAUCAGAUCACAUGGUCCAUUUACAGAGCCACAUCUCACAACCGCUAUCAGAUGACCGAAAAUCCAUACUCAGGUCACAUGAAAACAAGCAAACCGUCUCCAUGACAACUGAUUCGACCGAUACCAAAAUGGGUGACCGGCUUUCAGAGCUCAUGAAAACCAAAUGUUUAAUUUUUUUUAGGUUCGCAUUUCAGUCGCCGUACGAGCGCCUUACAGCACAAUGACGCAGACACAAACGCCUCCAUUGUUGAGCAUCUUCUCACUUGUUUUAAGGGAAAUCAGUUUGACGGAGCAUGAUCAGGUGAUGAGCUGACGCUUUUUCUAAACGUGACUGGAAAUUUAGAGGGAGUGCGAAUAAAAAAAAGAGUCAGCCAACAAGGAUUUAAACACCCUCACACACACACACACCUCCUCCUCCUCCUCCUCCUCUAGCUUUGAGUCAGCACUUUAACCUUAUUGUUUCAUUAGGGGUUGUAGAGUACAAAUCUAAUCGAAUCAAAAAGGUGUCCCCCGGACAAAUAUUUACACACCGUUCGAUGUCCUAGAUGCAAGAAAAAUAAGUGUUGCCAUCAGAUUAAUUAAUUUUUUUAAGGAUUUGGAGCGUUUGAGCUGUGGUUACUACCUAACUCUUGGGUCAUGUAUUUCUCUUACUUGGUCACUAAUUCAUUGCUAAAACUCUGCUCCUGCUGACAACUUUUUUUUUACCUACUUUUUGUAUUUGCCUAAUGAGUUUGUAUGUCUUUAUUGGUGUAAGAAAAAGAAGAACAAAUUAGUGCAAAA